AUGCAAAGUAUGGCAGGAAAAAUUGCAGCCAUAGCCAAUACCAAUUAUAGUGUGGUUAUUUAUAAUGGUCAAUUAUAUGCUAUUAUUCUUGCUACAACAACAAUGAACUGGAUCAAUCAACUCGAGUGGUUUGGUACUGAUGAGCUGAGACAAUUCGAACGAAUCGUGUGGAAAGUAGAUGUUAGGGUUAGUGAAAUUGUCGGAUAUGUAAAGAAAGCAAAUAAUGACCAAGUUUUUCUUGCUGUGGUACACAAUGCAGGUCAUAUGGGACCCUACGAUCAACCAAGAGCCAUGCUUAAUUUAUUUCACCGAUUUAUUGCGAGCCAUAAGAAAUAA
This is a messenger RNA of Rotaria sp. Silwood2, 336 nucleotides long. The record is from the annotation of a GenBank genome assembly. Lineage: Eukaryota; Metazoa; Rotifera; Eurotatoria; Philodinida; Philodinidae.